Brassica napus (rape) is the source of this 1269-nucleotide messenger RNA. Its product is annotated as tubby-like F-box protein 7. Lineage: Eukaryota; Viridiplantae; Streptophyta; Magnoliopsida; Brassicales; Brassicaceae. The transcript is spliced from 4 exons. Bases 68 to 1186 code for a protein of 372 amino acids. The record is from RefSeq and is a predicted model, not a curated record.
CCCAAAUAAACACAUCUCUCUCCUCCUCAUCUCUCUAUUUCCAGAUCGAACUCGCCCCUCCUCACAAAUGCCUUUGUCACACUCCCUCCUUUCGCGGAGGUUCUCGAUUUCCUUCAGAGACCUGGGAGCGAAGACGGCGCCCGAAUCCUAUUCUCACCAAUCACCACCACCACCGAAGAUGCUUCCUCCUCCGCCGCCGUCUGGGUCGGCGAUGCUCCCUGAGUUGCUGGGGGAAAUCAUACGCCGCGUGGAGGAGAGCGAGGACCAAUGGCCGCAGCGUCGAGACGUGGUGAGUUGCGCCUGCUUGUCGAAGAAGUGGAGGGAGAUCGCGCCGGAGACGGUUAGAUCUCCGGUUAACUUCGGCAAGAUCACUUUCCCUUUUGCCUCAAACUGGUCCAAGAGAGUUUUCAAAUCAGUGCCUGAUAAAGAGGAACAAGAGGACAUCAAGUCAUCAACCUUUUUCUUGUAUCUCGCUCUCACACCAGCAUUCACUGCUAAGGGGAAGUUUCUUCCGGCGGCGCGAAGGUUCAGGACCGGAGCUUACACUGAGUACAUCAUAUCACUUGACGCUGAUUUCUCACAAGGAAGUAAUGCCCACGUUGGGAAGCUAAGAUCGGAUUUUCUUGGGACCAACUUUACAAUAUACGAUAGACAACCUCCACACAACGGAGCAAAAUCCUCAAACGGCAAAGCCAGCCGCAGAUUCGCAUCAAAGCAGAUAAGCCCACAAGUCCCAGCAGGCAACUUCGAAGUGGGUCACGUUUCUUAUAAAUUCAACCUCUUAAAAUCAAGAGGUCCAAGAAGAAUGAUAAGCACACUCCGUUGCCCAUCCUCAUCAUCACCACCACCACCACCACCACCACCACCACCACCACCACCAACCUUAUCCACUGACCAAAACCCAUGUGAUGUUGUCACCAAGAUGGUGAAAAAGCCCAAAAAGGACGGUUCAGGGUUGACGAUACUAAAGAACAAAGCUCUGGGAUGGCACGAGCACUUGCAAUGCUGGUGUCUGAACUUCCACGGAAGAGUGACCGUUGCUUCGGUCAAUAACUUCCAGCUUGCUGGGAGCGUUGACCAGAGUCAACAGGGCGGUAUAGGGGAUGAAGAGGAUGAUACACUUUGGAUGUAUCAAACGUGUAAAUCAGAAGAAAAUAGGAAGAACUGUUGUUGUAUUAAUCAAUGAACGAAGUACAGAGUUUUUCUUAAGAGUUUACUCACUCUCCUUCAUGAACAAGAUUGACAAUACAACUGAUACCCAUUUCUAUU